Molecule: messenger RNA, 819 nt
Organism: Ananas comosus (pineapple)
Lineage: Eukaryota; Viridiplantae; Streptophyta; Magnoliopsida; Poales; Bromeliaceae
Product: non-specific lipid-transfer protein-like protein At2g13820
Exons: 3
Coding region: 132-539 (135 amino acids)
Source: RefSeq, a predicted model, not a curated record
UGAGACCUCCAUUUCAAAUCUUGCAAGAAAGCUUCAACUAUAUAAGAGUUCAUCAGCUCCUUUUUCUCUAAACCUUAAUCCUAUUAAACCACCUAAUCUUUUUGGGAACAAGUCACCAAGAAAAUUACACUAUGGGGCAACUACUGCUACUUAUUACCACAAUAUGCGUGGCCACCUCAGGUGACCCCCUGGACUGCAGCGACGCACUUGGCGACCUCUCUCCCUGCCUUGAUUAUUGCACCGAUGACGCCGACUACCCGUCCAUCGACUGCUGUGAGCAGCUCCCAACUGUCUGCCGCGCACAGCCAGUUUGCUUCUGUGCAGUUGUCGGUGGGACGUCAUCGGAUUUGCUCGGCAUCCCAAUCGAUACGGAUCGCGCGGUCAACCUCCCUGAUGCCUGUGAUAAUGAUUAUGACUAUGGGAACUCGCAUGUUGCACCUGCUUCUGUGUCGACCACAUUGAUGGUGAAUACGACUACCUCGACGAGACCAAAUCCAAGGCAAAAUAAGACUAAUGUGGCACCACCAUCUUCUCCAUGAGGUGUUGGACGAAUAAUCGUCAUUUCCGCAUGCAAAAGGUCAAGCAACUUGACCCUGCCAUGUUUUCCGUCUCAUAGUUUGCUGCAGUAUCAAAGUUGCCAGCUUAAGAUUAUACAUGUCUAGUUAUCCCUCUUGUGUUUUGUGGAGAGUUUUUUUACCCUGUUCCAACAUGUAAUAAAGUGCUUUUUCGAGGAUGGAUUAGAUAUCAGUUUGCUAGGGUAGGGGUGUGGUGUAAUGAACUGAUAAUAAAAAUGUGCUUAAGAUGGUGAAGUGUUGACAA